AUGACGUAUUCGGUAUUCAACAGGUGUGAGUGGAGGAAUGAGCGCUGUGGCCCCGACGACUUCAUCCCAACACUCACAGAUGCUGGCUUGUGCUACAUCUUCAACCAGAACUCGUCUCUCUCCACUGACAAUCCAGGAAGCGAUGGGGGUCUGAGACUCGUUCUGUCUCUGGAACCAUGGGACUACAUUCGUGGACCACGUGGUACGAUAGGCGCAUUAAUCUACAUCCAUGACCAAUCAGAAUUCCCCACACUGACAACCAGUCGCGGAGUUUCGAUUGCAUCUGGUACAUGGACUUCUAUAGGUUUAGAGAAAACCAGGGAGACGAGUCUAGCUGCUCCUCACGGAAAUUGUGAGGAUACACUUCUCAAAGAACUCCCUCUUGGUACCCAGUACACAACCACCAACUGCAUAAUUAACAAUCUCUACCGGUACAUCCAGAAAACCUGUGGAUGCCGGCACUUCUUCAUGCCAAGUAUGCCAAAUACAAGCUACUGCACAUUUUCAGAGCUGAUCGGAUGUGUGAAGGAUCGAUUAGACAAGAUGGACAAUGCAACCCCGAUCUCAAACUGCACCAGCCCGUGCAACGUGACCCGUUACGAUCUCAUCCUAUCUGAGGUGGAUAUGUCCAAGAGGUACACCAUAACAUCGCGUCUGGAAGACCAACGUGACAACAGUGACUGGCCAGAUAACCCGGAUGAGAACCCCAUCUACGUGCAGUCCUGGGCACUCCUUAAUGAAAUCAACCCCAGAUUUACAGACGAUAUCUCAACCCUUGCAGAUCUGCUGGAACAUAUAUAUCACCUAAGCAAUAAAAUCAUCACCGACUUUCCCAUCUUCCAGGAUGCCUUGAAUACAUCAGACUUGUACCAGACUUUCGACGACUUUCGGUUUAAUUUAAAGUUACGAACAAAUAUUCAGAUUGGUUCCAAAUCUUGUACACAUUCGGCGAAUCUGAAAGGAUGCUUGACAGCCUUUAUCGCAGCGGAGCAGGUUAUCAAUACCAAUGCUAUAAAGACUUGUUCUGUCUCUGAAGGUUUCUUCUAUGACAUUAAAGAACAUUUUGGAAAUUUUGAGGAAGCUGUGUCUAUGUAUGUUGAAGGAAGCGCGACAGAAACAAACAAGAGAGAAAUUUUUCAUGGCCCCUGAGUAAGGAUGUCAACAGGACUGUAGGUCUCGACACGAUCAAAGACGAGUUUGCUAGACUACAUGCCAAUGUUUCUGCUCUUUUGGAAACGUAUGGUGACUUAGUAUCCCAAUGCAAAUCUUUCGAAGAAGCCACCGAAGAAUAUUGGGCGAAAUCAUUGAUAGGCAAAGCUGAGGUUGA
Molecule: messenger RNA, 1327 nt
Organism: Haliotis rubra (blacklip abalone)
Lineage: Eukaryota; Metazoa; Mollusca; Gastropoda; Lepetellida; Haliotidae
Product: acid-sensing ion channel 2-like
Exons: 5
Coding region: 1-1149 (382 amino acids)
Biological process (GO): sodium ion transport
Cellular component (GO): membrane
Molecular function (GO): sodium channel activity
Source: RefSeq, a predicted model, not a curated record